CUUAUCCACAUCGAGGAUUCAAGGACGUAGAUUGAAUGUUCAGUUGAACAGAGCACUCACACCAAUGGCAGAAGCUGUGAGGAGCUUCAUCCUCAUCAACCCGCCCCACGGCACAACCAGAUUAUUCGACUCGAAUCCGUCUCCGAGAACCCUAGAAGUGUCCCGGUUUCCGGGACCAUGCCACGGGAGGCAAGAAGUUAAGAGCAGAGGACGCCAUUCAGGCAAACUGAGGGCUCUGCCACUGCUAACAGAUCUGCAUUGGCCUCCUCUGAUGGCUGUUCUCGUAGAGCAUGCGGAAGGCCAAAGGGAGUUCAUCAGCAACAAGUCGAUAUGGCAUCUCAGCGAUGAUGCCUUGAAGAGUGUUUACACUUUCUACAUCAUGUUCACCUGUUGGGGAUGCUUGUUCUUCGGCGCGAUGAAGGAUCCGUACUAUGAUUCGGAGACAUACCGGAAGGAUGGUGGAGACGGCACCGGGAAUUGGCUUUACGAGAGGCAAGACGACAUAGAAGAAUCUGCGAGAGCUGAGCUAUGGCGCGAGGAACUGAUCGAGGAGAUCGAGCAGAAGGUAGGAGGGCUCCGAGAACUGGAAGAAGCCGGAAGAAAGUAGGGAGAGAGCAGAGAGCUCGCCCCGUCCCGUCCCGUCCCGUCCCAUGAUUUAUAUUUCAUAGCUCGCUUUUAGCACUACUUAUGAUUAAUACGCGAAGCUCAAUUAAAUUGAAGAAGCACUGUCUUGUAUAUAUGUAUUCCUUCCAACAACUGAUGCGGGGAAAAAUAAAAUAAAAUAAAUUUUGCAUAUAAUGCAA
Messenger RNA from Punica granatum (pomegranate), 803 nucleotides. The record is from RefSeq and is a predicted model, not a curated record. Lineage: Eukaryota; Viridiplantae; Streptophyta; Magnoliopsida; Myrtales; Lythraceae.